Notechis scutatus (mainland tiger snake) is the source of this 1317-nucleotide messenger RNA. NCBI's taxonomy places the organism in Eukaryota, Metazoa, Chordata, Lepidosauria, Squamata, Elapidae. The record is from RefSeq and is a predicted model, not a curated record.
AUGACUUCCACCUGCUCAUUGAGACCUUUCAAGCCCUGUGAUUGCCUCUUUGGUAGUUGGCUGAUCAGAGUUGGAGUUUGGACCUUAAUAUUUUUAGCCUUUAUUUGUAAUAUACUGGUGAUUGCAACAAUCUUCCAAGUUCCACAGUUCAUCUCCUCCAUAAAGUUUAUAACUGGACAAAUAGCUAUUGUGAAUACUCUCAUGGUUGUGUCUAGCAGUGUGCUUGCUAGUGUGGAUGCAUUAACCUAUGGAGACUUUGCUCAAUAUGGAACUUGGUGGGAAGAUGGAAUUGUUUGUCAUAUCAUUGGAAUUCUUUCUGUCUUUGCUUCAGAGGCUUCUAUUUUCUUGCUCACCUUAGCAACUGUUGAGCGUGUGUUUUCUGUGAAAUAUAGAACAAAAUUUGAACACACUCUAGCUAAUAUAAAAAUAGCCAUCAUCUUUUGUUUUGUACUGGCUUUAAUAAUUGCUGUGAUUCCAGUGCUUAGUGACAGUGAAUAUGGAGGUUCUCCCUUAUGCAUACCACUACCUUUUGGAAGACUAUCAGGUGUGGGUUAUACAGUAGCAAUGGUCUUAAUGAACUCUUUUUGUUUUCUUGUAAUGACAGUAGCAUACACAAAACUCUACUGUAGUCUGGACAAGGGAGAAAUGGAUAGUAUUCUGGAUUGUUCCAUGAUCAAACACAUAGCCUUAUUACUUUUUAUUAACUGCAUUCUCUAUUGUCCUGUGGCCAUCUUAUCAUUUUCAUCAUUAUUAAACCUUCGUUUUAUUGGCCCUGAAGUCAUCAAACCAAUACUUUUAGUGAUUGUUCCCCUUCCUGCAUGUCUAAACCCACUUCUCUACAUACUUUUUAAUCCUCAUUUCAGGAAGGACCUGAGAAGCUUUCAAAAGCAGUCAUUUGGAUGGAAAAAAGCAAAAGAUGCUAGUUUGGUUUCUGUCAAUUCAGAGGAUGCAGAGAAACAGUCAUGUAAUUCAACCCAAGCUCUAGUAACCUUUGCAAGUGCCAGAAUAUCAUAUGAUAUUGUUCCCAGCAAUCCAGUAGGGCCAUCAAUUCAGUGAAAGCUGUAACCUUUCAUCCAUCACAUUUGUCCCAUGCCACUAACUUCAUUCAGAGGUAGUGAUGAGGUUUACAAAAAAAUUAAAAAAUAGAUGAAUGUGCAUGUGUUGCUUGUAAAGAGAGAAGCAACCAAUUACUCUGGUUUUAUGGGAAAGAAAACUGAAAUUGUGAAAUUUAAUACAGAUAGUCCUCGACCUACAAUCACAAUUGAGCCCAAAAUUUAUGUUGUUAAGUGAAACAUUUGUUAAGUGAGUUUUGCCCCA